Onychostoma macrolepis is the source of this 9538-nucleotide messenger RNA. RefSeq names its product zinc finger, FYVE domain containing 26 (gene zfyve26). The record is from RefSeq and is a predicted model, not a curated record. Gene Ontology annotation, cellular component: centrosome; midbody; lysosomal membrane. The transcript is spliced from 41 exons. Gene Ontology annotation, biological process: mitotic cytokinesis; double-strand break repair via homologous recombination; regulation of cytokinesis. The coding region runs from base 328 to 8016 and encodes 2562 amino acids. NCBI's taxonomy places the organism in Eukaryota, Metazoa, Chordata, Actinopteri, Cypriniformes, Cyprinidae. Gene Ontology annotation, molecular function: metal ion binding; phosphatidylinositol-3-phosphate binding.
CGAGGACAAUAGCUGUCACGCACGGAAUUGAUCAUCGCAGUGCGCGAGACCGGCGUCGAAUCCGCGAACCCCGCCUCGCGCCACUGCGUUGCCAUAGUAACCAUCACAGGCAGGGAGUGAUGAUGACAAAAAUACAGUAGUGACUUCAGCACAUAUCAAAAUGAAUUAACGAAUCUCUGCUCGUUAUUAUAACAUAUACCAAGCCUCGUGAUUCCAGAAAUACGCUAGCCUACACCAACCAGAUGUGGAAUACUUCAUAGCACAUCUGAGGCCAGAAAUCUUUCCGUGGACCUCAGCAGACUGCUGAAUCAAAGCGGACAGUCUAUCAUGCAUCCGUUUGGCCGUGAAGAAGAGACCUCCAGACGCGAGCUCUUCGGCUUCUUCACGCGGUGUUUGACGCGCGGUGAGUGGGAGCUCGCGGCAGCCUGCGUGGGUCAGCUCGGCGAUGCGAGCGGAGAUGACCCCCAUGGCCCACACAACAUUGUUAAAGCCAUCGUUACCCACCCAUACCCGCUCAGGUGGGAAACAGUGGGCAGCCCUCACAGACUGGCCUGGUAUUGGCUUCAAGUUCUGGAAAAACAGGCUAAAAUAAAGGUUAGUGGGUCUGUGAAGAGAGAACUGGAGUUCAUGUUACUUCUAGAGGAACUUGGAGAUGUGCCACUGUCUGUGCUUAAGGAGCUGCAUGAAGCCUUCCUGUACUCUGAGGAAGUAAAGGGAAAGAUUCCAGGUGAUUCCACCCCUCCACUGAGCGCUGCUGUUCUAUCCUGCCUCCGUUCUCUUUUAAACCGCCAGCAGCCGCGGCUCUGCCACUCUCUCAUCAGCUUCCUUCAGCACUCAGGCCACUCCAGAGACCACGCCUUACAGGAUGUCUUCAUCCAGCAUCUCACAGAGCGAGUGAACGUGCCUGUGGAAGAGAGGAACGAGAAAUGGGUGGAAGAGGUGUGUUCAGCGCUGGCCUUAGCACCAUGGGGGCCAGAGAGGUCAAAUGCUCAGCUAGAGACCCUGUGGAAGGGUUUGUGGUCGGCUAGAGAAGGGCCCAUGACAGAGGAGAGAAUUCUGGGAUGUCUGCUGAGGCCCCAGGGUCAGGCUCUGUUGACGUCAUACAGCUCCACAGCACUCAGACUGCUCAAAGAGAAACUGCUAAGAGAGGCUCCACAUACACAGGUUGACUUGCCUGAUCUGGAAAGGGUCAUGUUUGGCUUGUGCUGUCAUGGUGACAAGCGUUUGGUGUGGAAAGCCAUUUACUUUGAGUGUUUGAGCACUGGAAAGCACUUUCUGGAGCAGGUCUUGCUUACUGGUUUAGAUCUCAUAAAGCGAGAGGAGUUUACCAAACUGGAAACACUAUUGCAGGCUGAGUUUCAGCCUUUGUCCCGCCUCUUGUUGUUGUUGGGCUGGAUGCAUUGUCAAAGCCUGGAUUCUGCCAAAACCCUUUUAAGAGUCCUGCAUAACCAACAGCCCCAGACAAAUGAUUCAGUAUUGAGUGAGUUAGCCUGCACUCUGUCCUCUCAACUUGGUGUGCUGGAAUGGUGCAACCAGAACAACCCAGAGAUAUCCCAUGAUGCCUUGCUGAGUCACUUACACAUGCUGGACCAUCACUCUGCCCUGUAUGUGCUGUACUCCCUGACACCCCUCGCCAAAUAUGAGGAACACAGAGUUCUGGAACUGCUGCAAAGAACAGAAGAUCCUUCAUUAGUGGACUCACCCAGCAGCUCUGUCCAGCGAAACAUCACUCUGUUUCGAGGCUUCUGUGCCAUGAAGUAUGCCCUCUAUGCCAUCUGUUUGAACGCACACAUGCACACCGGCUGCCUGGACUGUGAGCCACUGCAUCAGCAGCAGACAGAGGCGGGUCAGGGGGAGGAGCCAACCGAAGGAUGCUCUGAUCUAUUCCAGCACUACCUAUCAGAAUGUCAGCUGUACCUGGAAGCUGUUCCGGCAUUAUUCCGUUUGGAACUCUUGGAGAACAUUUUCUCCCUCCUCUUCCUUUCUGACUCUGACUUCAGCCCACAAUCAGAUCAGAUCAGCACUGCCACAGAAACCCAACCAGACACAAACACAGAGGAAAUGAAACCAAACAGUGCUAUAAGUAUGAGCAAGGCUGAGAGCAUCUUAAGUGCAGAAAAGGAAGAUGGAAAGAUGGAGGAAUUGAGAGAAGAGAUCCAAAGUAGAGAUUUUGAUCAGAUGAACCCUGAGCUGGGUCACCUGAUGUCAGGGUGUCGGGGGUUUCUGGUGGAUUUGAGUGUUAUGGAGGGGAUUCUGCGGCUGGUGAAGGAGGGCUUGGAGGGUGUGUGUGGGGUCGGGCAGGAGGAUGGCAGGGCGCUUGCGGCCGAUGUGGAGUUGGCAGAGAGUCUAGGAUGUUCUGUUACAGUGGAAACAUUCAGCGCCCGGUUACAGAGAUUGUCUAAAUACACGGCAGAAGCCCAGUGGAGAUUGCAGAUUGUUACUAGCAACCAUGACAAUGGCAAUGAUGGCUUGUACCUCCCAUCUCCACUCCCCAGUCCGGCACUUCCCCUGAAACGCCAGGGCAGUGGCAGCAGCAGUUCAGGUGUUCGGAGGAAGAGAAGAAACCAUCGGCACCGCUCUGAACGUCAAGCCUCAUCUGAACGACAGAAUGGGGAGGUCAGCACCAGCACCUCAGAUGGUGGGGUGUGUGCUGGGGCUGUGUGCCGCGGGAGUGAAGUGUGUCCGUGUGGUGGACCCCACAACUGGCUGAUUCCUGCGAUGCUCUCCCCACCUGAGUCUCUCCUCAUCGCCUGCAUACGCAGAGGCAACUACAUAGAGGCCCAGCAGGUGAUUGCGAUGUAUGGCUUGGAGAAUUCUGAGUGUGCAGGUGAACUGGUCUUUAUGGAUCGGUACCGGGAGGUCCUGACUGAGCUGGCUCAGGUGGAGCAGAAGAUAGAGAGCCAGUCACUUUCUUCUUCAUCCUCGUCUUCAGAGGGUCUAGGCACAGUGGGUGUUGCUCCAGCGGGCAGGACCAGAAUGGGCAGCAGCAGCAGAUUAACACUUAAAAGCAUUGGGAGCGCCGCAGCCGCAGGCAUGGCCUUUUAUUCUAUCUCUGAUGUGGCCGAACGUUUACUCAGUACCUCGAGCCGGCCGAUACCCUGUCUAGAGGACAAUUACUGGCUCUCCCAGCUCUCUGUAGACUCCCCAGACCUCGUGCAACCCCUGCUGGAAGAGUUGAGCCCUGCAGCUGUGGCGGCCUUUGACCUCUCUUGCUGUCAGUGUACACUGUGGAAAACUUCAAGGCAGCUGCUCGAGACUGCCGAAAGAAGACUUAGCAGCCUUCUGGAGGCCAGAGGUAUGCGAGUAGAUCCAAAGGUUCUUCACACCAGUGGUAUUAGAGGCUUCCCUUCAGUACUGCAACAAAUCAGCAAGGUCCUUAAUAGAACCUCCACCAGCAAAGGAACAAACUGUAAUGGAGAGGAGAAUGCUGUCUACAGUCCCUUUGGCUGUAGUGCACAGGAAGUGCUGCUGUCUUGUCAUUCAACAUUAACAGAGGAGAGUAUUGCUUCCCGGCUAAACCUGAAUCAGCGCCUAGAGGUCACACUUCAAACCCUGACCUCUGCCACCAACACCUCAGUAGAUGGCCUGGCGGGGAGCUCUCUCCUGACGGCGCUGGCUGAACAGGCUGGUCUUAAGCAGUCUGAACUCGAUUCCCACCCAGUGCGGACUGCUAUGAAACAACUCCUACAGUAUCUAGACCAGCUCUGCCCCUUUGAGCCUGACAGCACCCCUGGCAGGCCAGAUUACAUACGCAACUUCCUUGAUUAUGUCAAUGUGUUGGCUUCAGUACUGGUGCGCAGUCUAUGGUCAGAAGAUCAGUCCACGGAAGUGAAACUCGGAAAUCCUCUUUUACUGUUGCUUCAGUCGCCUACCCAGCUUCUCUCUCUCCUGCUGUUUGACAGACAGGUGUCACCUGACAGGGUUUUGUCUCUCCUGCAGCAGGAGCGGCUGCGUUUGAGUGUGCAACAGGUUGUAGUUCAGCGCUGCUGUGAAACUCUCCCUCUCUGGGAUUCUAGGACUGUGACCUUUUCUCAGGGGCAGCCGAGAAUUGCAGGGUUUAGCAGUGGGGCGUUCUGCCCAGCCAGCAUUGCCUCAAUUCUCCAGCAGUAUGCUCAGGAGUGCGCCCCUUCCCUUGACCUCUCUGACCCUGCCACAACCUCUGACCCCAGUUCUGAGUCUGAGGUCUCUGUGGAGGACAUGUCUGCUACAUCCACCAGUCUCUCCACCUCCCCGCCCUCACCAUCUUCAUGCCCUCCUUCUUCUUUUCUCCUCACUCCAUCUGCGCUGUCUUUCCUGAAGUCCCGUUCCCCCCUCGUCGCCGCCCUGGCUUGCCUCAGUGUCAGUCGGGGUGGCGUGACCCGAGCAACCUCCUCUGGCUGGUCAGGCUAUUUUCGCGGAUCUGGGCGUAAAGAAGUGGUUUUGGAUGGAGACCAGAUCUCAAAGGAAGGGGAAUCCCUGCUUAAAAACUUCCCGAUCCUGAGAAUGUACCUACGGACCAUGGCUGAGCCAGUUCUAGGGGUCUCGUUGGAAGCAGAUGAGGGUCUUGGGGCAGCUCUCUGUGGGAAGCCUGUGGUGGGAAUGUUGUUUUCUGGCUUGCAGAGCAAUGCGGGACAAGCAAUGGCUGCUGAGGCUUUCCAGCAAGCCCUAAACAUGGGUGAUCUGAACAGAGCCUUAGACCUCCUAGAGCUGUAUGCACAACCCUGCAGUCAGGAGGGGGCACUCCGGGACAAACUACUGGCAUGCACUGCCCUGCAAGAAUGCAGCAGUGCGGAGCAGUUGUUUCGUGUAAGGGACUGGGAGCUGCGUGGACGUGUGGUUCUGCAGGGUUUGGACCGCUGGCCUUUACAACAGUGUUUAGAGCUGCUGCAAUUCUGUCUCAGUGAUCAGAACACACAGGAUCCACUCCGAGAGCAGCUUCAGCAGAGGAAACAUGAGCUGGACAUGUACCAGUGGAUGCUGAGUUUGCAGCCACCAUUGCCAUGGGAGACGUGGCAGGAGUUGAGGGAGGAGUCUACAAGGAAUCCUGAAUCUGUAUUCAGUCUAAUGCUGGAGGCCAGGGAGUUUGAGUUGUGUACCCAGUGGGUACAGCUGUAUUCAGUCUCCGAUCAGUCUCGAAUGCAGCUGCAAACCGAACACCUGCUACACCUCCUAGAACAGAAUCACACAGAAGAUGCUUUCCAGCUCUUGGAGGCUCUCUCUGAUUCAGUGGGUUUGGAGGUUAGUGAGCGAGCCCUGGAUCGAAGACCUGGAUUAGCUGCCUGCCACUUCCUGUCGGACUACCUCACCCUACACUUCCAGAGUCAGAUGUCCCCAGCGCGAAGGCGCCACAUCAAUGCCCUUCACCUUGGCUCUAAGGUUCUGCUCACUCUGCCGGAAGCAUCUCGUCAGGACUAUUUUUCCCUGCUGUCUGAUCCGCUUCUCAUGCUGGAGCAGCUGCUGAUGAAUCUUAAGGUAGACUGGGCUACUGUUGCCAUCAACACUCUACGGAGCCUUCUGCCGACUCAGGACGCCGGCAUCACCAACCAACACAUUGACACCCUACUGGCAGAUUACGCCCAGAAGGCUCUUGAUUUUCCUUAUGCACCCAGAGAGUGGUCACGUUCUGACUCUGUCAUUAGUCUACAAGAUGCAUUUCUGCAGUGUCCAGCCCAGGAGAGUGGCUCCUCUUCUCCAAGCCACACCCCUCCUCCAUCAGCAGGCAGCACACCCAUGCAUACACCCUUCAGUGAGAGACGCCCCAGUGGGAAGAGGAUCCGGCAGCUGGCCACACCUUUCACCCCUCCGGAAAAAACCCCUGACCGCAAGGACUGGAUCCCAGACCACAAACAGCACAUCUGUAUGGUCUGCCAGAGGGAGAGAUUCACCAUGUUUAACAGACGACACCACUGCAGACGCUGUGGCAGGCUGGUGUGUCAUUCCUGCUCCAGCAAGAAGAUGGUUGUAGAGGGCUCUGAAGAGCCUGUCAGAGUUUGUGACCAGUGCUACAACUUCUUCCACAUGGAUUCAGAUGAGGAGCUUGAACAGGGGGAAGUAGCUGGCAGCCCUGCGUCUGUUGAUGGAGUCCUAAAUGGGGUUCUCAGUCUGCCUGAGGUUCCACGAAAGCAGUACCGCCUGAGUCCAAACCCAGCAGAGAACCAGCAGCUGAAGAACGAGUUCUACUAUGAGCAGGCACCCAGUGCAUCCCUGUGUGUCGCUAUACUGACGCUACACAGCGAUCACGCAGCCUGCGGGCAGCAGCUGAUUGGCCACUGUCGCUCACUCUCCCGCAAACUGACCAAUCCUGAGGUGGAUGCACGUCUGCUGACAGAUGUGAUGUGUCAGCUGCUGUUCAGUGCCAAGCUCAUGUUCGUCAAUGCAGGAUGCUCCCAUGAGCCUGCACUCUGUGACAGCUACAUCAGUAAGGUGGAUGUGUUGAAGAUCUUAGUCAGUGCAAACUACAAAUACAUUCCAUCUCUGGACGAUAUUCAGGAAAUGACUGCAGUGACACGUCUGCGCAACCAGCUGCUAGAGGCCGAACACUACCAGCUAGCUGUGGAGGUGUCGACUAAGAGUGGACUAGACCCGAAUGGAGUUUGGCAGGCGUGGGGUAUGGCGUCUUUGAAGGCUGGAAAUCUGAGCGGGGCUAGGGAGAAGUUUGGCCGCUGUCUGAAAGCACCACUAGAUCGGAACCAGCUGAACCAUGGAGUUAGACUUCUGCAGGAGAUCGUUCAGCACCUGGAGUCCACAGUCAAACCCACUCUGAACACGACUGUGGAUGAGGACAUCCUGGCCUCUUUGCGUGAGCUGGAGGAGGCUCUCUCUGAUUCUGCUCCUCUAGAUGGAGCAGAGGGCAGAGUUCAGCGGUGCAGCUAUUAUCCGGAGUGUCUGUUUUACCUGCUCACUUAUGGCACACACCUAAGCCUCAUCAGCUUUUACCUGCGCAGUGACUGCCUGAGAGACGCACUCACCCACAUACAGAACAAGGAGUGUUCAGAGGAUGUGUUUCUGGAGGGCAUCUUUCAGCCCUGUCUUGAACGUGGACGGCUGGGGGCUCUGCAGGGUCUGUUAGAAACUCUGGACCCCACACUAGAGACCUGGGGCUGUUACCUUCUUUCAGCCUGUCAGUUACUCCAGCGCAGGGGACACUACCACUCACUUUACCAACUCCAGCAGUUCAUGAUGGAUCACAUUCGUGCCGCUAUGACCUGUAUCCGCUUCUUUUCUCACGGUGCUCAGUCAUAUCUGCAGCUGGGAGAGCAACAGCGUUGGCUGAUUCGAGCGAAAGAGCACCUGAGAACUUACCUGCAGGAACAACAGAGCCGCAGGAAAUCACACAGCUCCUCUUUCAGGAAGAAAAUGAGCUCCACUGAUGUCUCCAGACACAUACACACAGUUGAGCUGCAGCUGGAGGUGACACGCUUCUUACACCGCUGUGAAAGCUCACCAUCCAGGACAGCAGUAGGCCCCGCCCUCACAGGGAACAGUGCCCCACCCACUCUGUUUGGAAACAGCCCCAUGAAGGUGGACGUGGCCUGCAAGGUGAUGCUGGGAGGCAAGAACAUCGAGGAAGGUUUUGGCAUUGCAUAUCGAGUAGUACAGGACUUCCAGCUGGAGGCACUGGCGGUGUACAUACGGGUCGGACAGCGCCUUGUCCGGCAGCGUCAGUACUCGUCUGUGCGGCAGCUUCUGAAGUGUGUAGGGGAGUCUGGGACAGCCUCUAAACAUGACUGUGAUGCUAUUGUGCUCAGCUGUGUCUCAGUAGCUGAUAAGAGUCCAGCUGAUGCUAAAGAACUAGAGGGCCUGAUUCUAGAAUCUAAGAGUCCAGAAAACAAGAUAAAGGCAUAUCUUCAGUGCAGUAAACUGCGGGCAGCGUAUCUCCAGGCUGUGAAGCUUGAGCUUGUGAAGGCAGCUCCAUUUGUACAGGAUGUGAUGCGGGCCGCUGAGAGCUCCGGUGACUCUGUCAUGCAUGAUAUCUGCCGCCAGUGGCUCUCGGAGCAUCAGGAACGAUCGUCACGGCAACGACAAGGCAAUAACUGAUAACCACUACCAAUCCCUGUUGUGAACUCUAAUUCCUUUUGGUCACUGAAGUAUUCUGCUCUGCUUUGAUUGGCUGGAGUGAAAUAAUAUGCCAGGAAAUGAAUCACCAUUGUGCCACUUUUGUUAAAUGUCUAUUCACAAUCUAGCUCAAGUUGGGACCAGUCCAACUACCAAACCUCAUCCACUGAGAAUCUGAUGAAAUGAGAAAAAGGCCUCUCGAUCUACCGGUCCCCAGCAGAAAGAAAACUGCUUAACUUUACUAAAUAUUUUACAAUUAUGGCAACAUUCACAUCUGUGUUCUUUAGUAUUUGACUGAGCUUAUUCUCUUACCUCAGGAAAAUUGAUUUUUCUUUUCAUCUAUGUCAAAAAGACUAAUCACUGUGACUAAAUCUCCUCCUGAUGGAACGAGGUCAUAUGGUAGUGAAAUUAUCUGGAGUCUGCCGUUUAAAUUAAUUCUUAUCUGAGUUCAUUGCAAGUUUACAAUGGUGUCACUAUAAAUUUAGUGUCACUUCAGUUCUCAAAAAAAAAGGCAGUUUAUUUUGAUUGCAAUCAGAUGUGGUUGGACUACAAAAAAUUUAUUGUUAAAAGGGAAGGUGUGAUUUACAGGCAUUAUGAUGAGGGAGCGCUGAGAACAAAUAUAUACGCAGUGUCUUAGAUACUGCGAAACCCUAAACUAACAGUUACAAUUGGAAAGUAAGGGAUUCUGGGUAUAACAUUGCAAUUUUCAAAAUAUACUGUAUCAGUGAAAUGUUGCUUACGUGUUUGUCUAUAGCAGAUUACCCUACAAUUAACGCCCUGAAAUUAUGUGCACUGUUUAUGGAUGUGUGUGUGUGCGAGAGAGGGUGUGUGUAUAUAUUUACAGUAUGUUAAUCAGAUUAAACUGUCUCUGACCCUCCUGUAAUGUUUCAUAUUGUGAACUCUGUGAAUGUGUAUAAAUUUUAUUGUGUAAAGUUAAUCACAGUUUAAAAUGGGAGGUGCUUUUCUGCAUUGUAGGGAUAUGUUAAAGGGAUAUUUCACCCAAAAAUGAAAUUUGUCAUGUCAUUUACUUAUCUUCAUAUUAUUCCAAACCUGUAUGACUUUAAUCUUAUUUUAUGUUCCACAGACGAAAGUAAGUCACACAGGUAUGGAAUGACAUGAGGGUGAGUAAAUGAUGACAGAAUUCAAAUUUUUAUGUGGACAAUUUCUUUAAGGAACUACAUCUGUUUACAAGGCCUAUGCAUGUACUAAAAUCAAUAAGACUGUUACAGCAAUGUUGCCAAAGAAAUGGAAAUACGUGUGUCUGAAUCCAAUCAGAGUCACAAACAAAUGUCUCCUGAAGCGUGAUAUUAAAGUUAUUACAUUAUAAUUAAAAGUUAUUAAAAUAUAAUUAUAUGUAUAUAUAAAAAUCUAUACAAAACAAUACUUCAGUCUAACAAUGAAUUAUCUUUUUUUUUUUAUUUUGAGUAAAUUUUUAAAAUAAUUUUGAAUAAUGAACUUACUUGAUCUAUCAGUUGUCUGUUAAUAUUAUUUGCCAGAUGUUUUU